Molecule: messenger RNA, 717 nt
Organism: Helianthus annuus (common sunflower)
Lineage: Eukaryota; Viridiplantae; Streptophyta; Magnoliopsida; Asterales; Asteraceae
Product: KDEL-tailed cysteine endopeptidase CEP2-like
Exons: 7
Coding region: 1-717 (238 amino acids)
Cellular component (GO): lysosome
Molecular function (GO): cysteine-type endopeptidase activity
Source: RefSeq, a predicted model, not a curated record
AUGAUUUCGGCAUUGGUCCUUUUCGGUUUCGGGGAGAGGACCUUUGGAGUUUUGACGAAGAUUGAUCUUAUGGACAAGGGGACUGAUGGAGUUGAUGCCAUCGAUAGAGGAGAAAACCUUGCAAAUUUAAAUGACAAGGCUGAAACGCUGCGUGAUUCGGUAUACUUAUUUCUUAUCGAGCCCGGGAAGCAAUCCCGGGCCCGGAUAGUCCUUGUGGAUGGUUAUGAAGGGCUUCCUGCUAACGAUGAACAAUCGUUGCUAAAGGCUGUUGCAAACCAGCCUGUCUCUGUUUCUAUCGAUGCUGGUAGCAGGGAUUUUCAGUUCUACUCAGGGUCAUUGUAUUGCAUCUUCACGGGCAAAUGUGGGACCGGUUUGGACCAUGAUGUAGUUGUGGUUGGCUAUGGGACCGAAGCUGGCAAGAAUUACUGGCUGGUGAGAAACUCUUGGGGUGCAGAAUGGGGGGAAAAAGGCUACGUAAAAAUUGAACGCAAUGUAAUAGAGAAAACAGGUAAAUGUGGAAUUGCAAUGGAGGCAUUAUACCCUGUCAAGAAUGGCCAGAAUCCUGAUCCAGUCACACCGGAACACCAAAAGUUGUCUAAUGAAGAUUCAUAUGUAUUCGGCAAUUUAAUCACGAUUCUAAGCAUCGAUGGGGGUGGAGUGCGAGCGCUCUUGCCAACUGCCGCCCUUGUUUUUUUGGAAGCUAGGAUACGGGUAUAG